Messenger RNA from Exophiala spinifera, 1743 nucleotides. RefSeq lists its product as uncharacterized. Gene Ontology annotation, biological process: DNA-templated transcription. Lineage: Eukaryota; Fungi; Ascomycota; Eurotiomycetes; Chaetothyriales; Herpotrichiellaceae. Bases 1 to 1743 code for a protein of 580 amino acids. Gene Ontology annotation, molecular function: DNA binding; zinc ion binding. The transcript has 2 exons. The record is from RefSeq and is a predicted model, not a curated record.
AUGUCCCUUGUCCCUACAGAGACAUGCCGCAAACCGGAGACAUCUUCCAACCAAAAUCCCAAGACCUCGUAUCAAGAAGGAUCAUGGUCAAAAUGGACAUAUCCUUCAAUGCAGCGGGUUUUUGAAUGGCAAACAAUAAAGGCUCUGCCCGCUUGGACGGAGGCAUUCUCCAUAGUUAGCGAGUUCUUCAGCCACGAGCACCAAGUCUUCCCGUGCUUUCAUCCGCCAUCUUUCAUGACCCUUCUAGGUCAGUAUUAUUCAGGAACUCCGCCCCAAAAUCCAGCUGCAUGGGCUUCUUUGAAUGCUGUACUCGCAAUCGUGCAGCGUCGUCGCGCAGAGAUUGCCUGUGACCCAUCGGAAAGUCACGAAUUGGCAUGGGCCUAUGCGGCAAAUGCACUGAGUGCAGUCUUGGAUAUUCUUAUGAGAAACACCCAGUUGCUCUCGGUUCAGGCACUCUUGGCAGUUGCCUGGUUCUUUGUCGGCACUCCAAAUCCUCAGCCCAGCUUUAUGCUGACAGCCUGCGCUCUACGGCUAGCUCUCUCCAUUGGGCUUCACAGGACUAGCUCCGAUUCAAGUGGUGGGCAUUCCAUCGAAUCCGUCAUGAGGAAGAGAGUGUUUUGGAUCGCCACAAGCUUGGAUCGCGAACUAUGUCUACGAACAGGGAGACCUCCAGCCCAUGACCUGAAUGAUUUUCACAUUGACCCAGACGUACCAGGCAAUUUCCUUGACGAUUAUGAGGCCAUAACAACCAUGGCCGGCUCGAGCCUGAACAUUUUCCAUGCUCAGGCGGAACUUGCGGUCAUCCAAGGCUCCAUAUAUCGACAACUUCAUUCCAGCGAGGCUUUGGCAACAGACACAAAGUACAUUUCAGAGUCUGUGUCCAAGCUCAACACCCUGUUAGACGAGUGGUGUUCCAAGUAUACGACUGGCUUGCAACGGAAUGACGGUCUAAACACCCUCGACCACCCGGGACUAAUGCGCUUGUACUUCUCUUACCUCAACUGCGCCAUAGUAGUCAACAGCGCACAUGGUCGCCAGUAUUGGAUGCCCCAGCCCAACCCAGAGGCCCCCUUCGAUCUGUCCACGAGCAUGAAAUACUCGAUCCGUCGGUCUGUGAAGGCAGCUCGAACCAUUCUGGCACUGGCUCAGAUAAUCCCUCGUACAUGGAAGAAGUUUCUCUGGGAUGUUACUUCAAUAAUCGCAAGCGCCUCCGUCAGUCUCUCCAUUAAUGCGCUUCGAGAGCCGCAAUCAAACACGGCUAAAGAUGACUUGGAUGCUGUUGGCCAGGCGGUGCAGCUUUUCAAGGCUUUGGAAGACGGUUCUAGCGACAGCUACAUCUCUCAACUUCGGAGAAUUUGUGAACAACUACAUCGAAAGGGCGACAUAGCCUCGGGCUCUCAGCUUCAGCGGCCGACGUCUGAGGACCAAACAUCCCUUUCGCCGUCGAGGAUAUGCACCUGUGGGGCCCAGAGCCACGUUCCCGUACCAUGUCAUCAUGGCUCAGUGGGGGUGACAGACAUUGACCAGUUUCCUCUCUCAGCAUCAACAAGCAGUGGCUUUGCGUCCCAUCCGGUACAGCACAUGGGUACUGGAUCUCUUGAUCACGGUCUUACUACUCCUCGAACAUACAACAAUGACUUCGAUGCGAGCCACUGUUUACAUCCUGGGCAGCCGUACCUCACGUCCAUAUCGCAAUGGAGCUCCUGGGGACUGGAUGUCGAACCAUUCACAUGGUUCUCCUGA